GCCUGCAUGGGAUCGGACAGGGUUAAGGCCAUCACCUGCAGUCGAAGUGCGACCCAGAUGGGAAGUAGGAAGUGCGGCGCCGAGCUUCCUGUAUAAAUAAACGCUUUGGCUGCUGCGCGCCCCGAGCUGCUGGCUGGUUCUGCAAGGUUCCUGCCUGUCAAGACAAGGAGGCGGAGAGGGACUCCUCCUCUUCCCGAGCUGUAGGUCUGGGCGUGGAGUCCUGUGGCAGUCCUGCAAAAGUCUAAAGCUGUCAGUCGGGCGGAGCACUCGGGGAGAGGGGAGAGAAUGAGAGAGCCCUUCCUCCCCGGUGUGCCAGCUGUCCCGGUUGGCCCAGGCUGGACCUGCUAGAGAGACGCCAGCAGCCUGAGGACCUCAGCUCCAGCCAGGGAUAGAGAAGGCUGAAGACAGGCUGAUGGGCUCAGUUGAUGGGCUCCAGUGUCUGACCAUGACUGCGGAAAACCCACCCCCUGGAGAUCUGAUACCCGCCCCACUCGUCACUUGCAAGCUCUGCCUGUGUGAACAGUCUCUGGACAAGAUGACCAUUCUCCAAGAGUGCCAGUGUAUCUUCUGUACACCUUGCCUGACACAGUAUAUGGUGCUGUCAAUCCGAGAAGGAUGUGGAUCUCCUAUCACUUGUCCAGACAUGGUGUGCCUAAACCACGGGACUCUGCAGGAAACCGAGAUCGCCUGUUUGGUGUCCAUGGAUGACUUUCAGCUUUAUCAGCGGCUAAAGUUUGAACGAGAGGUUCACAUGGACCCUCUACGAACUUGGUGUCCUGUCACAGACUGCCAGACCGUGUGCCAUAUUGCAGCCGGAGACCCAGGACAGCCUGUGUCAGUGGAGUGCCCUUCUUGCCACCUGAAAUUCUGCUCAUGUUGUAAGGAUGCUUGGCAUGGGGACUCCUCCUGUAGAGACAGCAAGUCGGCGAUGCCAGAGCAUGGGGCUCUCUUUGGGACUGAUGCGAAUGCCCCUAUCAAGCAAUGCCCGGUUUGCCGCAUUUACAUUGAGCGCAAUGAAGGCUGCGCCCAGAUGAUGUGCAAGAAUUGCAAGCACACGUUUUGUUGGUACUGCCUGCAGAACCUGGACAAUGACAUAUUCCUCAGGCACUACGACAAAGGGCCAUGCAGGAAUAAGCUCGGCCACUCGAGAGCAUCGGUAAUGUGGAACCGAACACAGGUAGUGGGGAUCCUUGUGGGCUUAGGUGUCAUUGCCUUGGUGACUUCGCCCUUGCUGCUCCUGGCCUCUCCCUGUAUAAUCUGUUGUGUCUGCAAGUCCUGUCGAGGCAAGAAGAAGAAGCACGAUCCAUCCACCACCUAAGGUCACCUGCACAGAAACCCGGUCAUAUGAGACAGCACACUGGUAAGAGCCCCACUUAGCAACCUUCCUCCUUCUCUUUGCCAAACGUUGGAAAGUGCCUCUGUCCAGACUGGAACCUGCCUGAGAGCAUUCAGUGUUGGAAAAGGCCAUGUCCCUGGCGUGAGUGUGCCUGUGUAUGAGAAACAGCCCCACAGUCUAGACUGUGUUUGUGGAACUUUGCUUUCUCCUGGGAGACUCCGAGACAUCACCAUCUUACCCUCCGAAGGGUCCCACCAGCUGCUCAUCUUCCAUCCAAACCAAGGAGCCUGGAUGAGUAUUCAGGGUAGUCAUGCUAUUGCCGUGCUUGGCAACAUUGCAAACUGAGCAAACGUCUGUGUUGCUUCCAUUGCCACGAGACACAUGGCAGAAGCCCCAGAGUAGGAGGGGAAGGAUGGUACUGCAUAAUAAGAAGUUCUAUGAGCAAUGGAGUCGGCUGCUUAUCUCAGGAGUCGACGCAUGGGCUAGCAUGCCUGUGCCGGCUACCGUGUGUGCACUUCUUCAGCGUUCCCACAGUGACUUGGCAGAAACACAAUAGCUCUCUUCCUGUGUGAUCUCAUCUUCAGGCAGGAGAAACUGCUGUUUAAAGGGAGUUGUCUCUUCCCAAGAAAAGGUUGUAACUUGUAAGACAACAUGGCCUCAUUCAGUGUCUGUUGUUUGGCAGAUGUUAUUCUUCUAAGGUAACUGGUUCACCACUCAUAGUCAGACCACAGCUGUGGUCUAUAAAAGUGUUUUACAUGGGCUGAAAGGGGAAAGCUUCAAAGCCUUCGUUGUAGACAGCAGCGUCCUUUCUUGGACUCUUAUUCCCAACAGAUUAGGAGUGGACCAGACAGUGUACAUCAACAGUACACGUUGCAAUUCAUUCACACAUAUAGAAACCAUGUGACUCCUACUGGGCACGUGUGGAGAUGUCCAAUGGAUAACACAAAAUAAGAUUAUUUUAAAAGGCCUUGUCCCUUUCUAUGACUAAAAUGAUUUAUCUAUCAGCAUAAGAGGUACACGUGUGAAUUUUUGUUGUAAGUUCCUAACUUACUCAAGAGGGUAGACUCAAAAACCUUUUAAAACAGCCCCUAGUACAGUUUUAUGCCUCUGUAAAGUGAUAAUCAGGUUAUUUUUACAUACUUUCAGACGCAAUUUAGAGCAGCUCUUUGCUCAACCUAAUUUAGUCUCGUUCUCCCAGGAGCUGUCCAGACAAUCUGAGUCCUUUCUGUGUCCUCAAGAAACAGAUAAGAUGACACCAAGACAUCAGAUGGAAAUAGUCCCCGUGUCUUCAGUCACUGGAUUCGUGUCACCUCAGUGUAACGCAUCCUGCCUGUUGUACAACUAAUCUGCAAAUAGGUUUUGAAAAGACAUAUUUUUCUCUAGCAUUUUACAAUUGCCAUUAGCAAAGCAGCCUGGUGCUUCUUAAGAACUGUGUGUGUUCCAUGUUAACAGAGACCUCUCCUGGAAGCGGGAAGAGUAUUCAGGGCCUAUUCUGUUUCCCCCGGUAACUAGGUGACUAGAUUGUUAAACUGCUGCUAUUCCAGAUCUGUCAUGGAAGACCUUUUAUCAUCAGCCUUGCCUCUGCAGUGGAAUGUAUCCUAAGCGGGGAUGCCUAUGUUCAAGGGAUCACAUGUGCAGUGGAAUGUAUCCUAAGUGGGGAUGCCUAUGUUCAAGGGAUCACAUGUGCAGUGGAAUGUAUCCUAAGUGGGCAUGUAUAUAUUCAGGGAAUCACAUGUGUAUAUUAGCACCUGAUUAUGUACAGAACAUUCCCUGGCCAUGUGCUUUUUUACUCACAGUUUGUAUAAAACAUAGAACUCUAGAAAACUUCUGAAUGGCACCCAGCCCAAAUCCUUUCACUCAUUUAUUAGAAAUUUCUCCGUAUAAAGUGGCUCUGUCAUCCAGUGAAUGUCUUAAGUACAGCAGAAAAACAAAACCCCGCCUCUUUUGAAAGGGUGUUUCGUAUUAGACUGAAUAUAAAUUACAUCUAAGUGGCUGACCUGCAUACAUGGUCACCUGCCUCCCUUGAGGUGAGGGGCAUUUAUCACAGCUCAGGGGAUUACAGGAACUCAACUGAAAUUGGAUCUCUCUGCACAGAUGUCAACAGUGGCAACAAGUAAUCACCCUCAGUAAAUUCUCCAGGCUUGCCUGGUUCUAAGUGGGGCCGAUUUCAUGUGACCUGAAAUGCUGUUAUUUCCAAAGUAAGAGCUGCUGGUGGCGGAUUUGGAGUAAAGGUGGAGGAGAAUGUCUGGCGAUUUCCCCGGCGAAACUGAGGGAAAUUGCCUUUUCAGAGAUUUUUUUAUAAAAGCAUUAGUUUUGAUUUUAUUUUUUGGCUGGGAGGGGGGAUUGUUUGUCAAACUGAUUUUACAUAACUGGAUGUUUUUUUUUAAUGUUGCAAAGUGCCUGAAUAAUGGUGUCUUUUUUCUCAUAUAGUAAAAUGUGUGUGUGAGAGUGUGUGGGAAUCUACCGGAGACUUUGGUAGGUGGAACCCAAGUGUCUGGAUCUCUGGCUUAUCCCAGGGCACAAUGCCAGCCCAACUGACUUUGUUUACAAAGAUACAAGGUGGCAACUGUACCGGGAAAGGCAAGUGUUCUCACUUUGGGUAAUUAGCCUCUGAAGGCUUUACUUCCUCUGCCCCUCAGCUUCUUCCUCUUGCUUCAGGAAGAUUCCUAUAACAAGUGUUUGACUGUGACAAAAUUUUUCUAGUCCAUUUGAAUGAAAUAGAUUCAGAAGCCCACCAGGGUCACAUCUGGGUGUAACAACCCACCUUCUAGAAAUCUCACUGGAUACAAUGGUACAGCCUCCAGAGCCUGCCACCACCUCUGGGGUUCCCCUCCUAGAGUAAGUUAUAGAAGAGAGGAAGAAAGCCAUACGAAGCAAAUGUUGGAUAGAGUCUUAGCUAUCCUGUUUGUUCACACUGUGGGUAUUUGUUCUGGAUUUGAAAUCUGUACUUUGAAAGUGGCCUUUGGAAAGCAAAUAAUUCAGCGUGGAUUUUCUUGUCAUCUGCACCACAAAAUAAUCUUCCCCAUCCAAGUGGAAAAUUCUCAUUGAUUUUUUUUUUUUUUGGAUGUACAAAACUGUUUUUUGGAAUGCCAAAUUUCCUCUUUGAAAUUACUCAAUAACUAAAUGUGUACUGCUUUAGCCUGUGCCCACUGCUCCUGAAGAACUCGUAUCUCUCUGUCCAUGAAUAGAUGCCUCUAUGUAUGUGAACAUUUGGUUGUGAGAACCACAGAAAUGCCAUAGAUGAAUGACAUUUUGUAAAGCUGUCUGAAUUGAUGUCUAUAGGCUAUUACACCUCCUGUUGGUUCAUGAUCCAGGAAGUUUUGUCAUGUAUUUACUUAAAUUACUGUUGUAUUAUAUAUAUAUUUUUCCAAGUCUUUGGGAAGAAAAUUAACUGUUUUAGUCUCUUUAGCCCCAAUAAAUGUGAACAAGAAACCAAA
Messenger RNA from Mastomys coucha (southern multimammate mouse), 4773 nucleotides. RefSeq names its product ring finger protein 144B (gene Rnf144b). Gene Ontology annotation, biological process: protein polyubiquitination; ubiquitin-dependent protein catabolic process; positive regulation of proteasomal ubiquitin-dependent protein catabolic process. Gene Ontology annotation, cellular component: ubiquitin ligase complex; cytoplasm; mitochondrial membrane. The record is from RefSeq and is a predicted model, not a curated record. The transcript has 8 exons. Lineage: Eukaryota; Metazoa; Chordata; Mammalia; Rodentia; Muridae. The coding region runs from base 413 to 1318 and encodes 301 amino acids. Gene Ontology annotation, molecular function: zinc ion binding; ubiquitin conjugating enzyme binding; ubiquitin protein ligase activity.